AUGUGGUGCUUCGACGUCGACGCGCGCGUCGAACGAGGCGGCGAUGUCACGUCGCAGACGCUGAAACACUGCGCGAUGGAGCGGCCGCGAAAAGAGGAAGAGACGACGCGGGACGCGAAGACGGGACGGUUUGAAUUCGGAAAGAUGAGCGACGCGAACGACGCGGCGACGCCGGGAAGAGCGUUCGCGCUUCGGUUUGGAAGCGGGAAAACGACGCACGAGGCGAAGAUAGGGGACGUGAAGGCGAUAUUUGGGAAGUUUGUGCGAGAGGGGAAGAUGACGGUGGAGACGAAGGACGGGACGCGGGUGCUCGUCAGAGGGUCGCCGGGGGAGUGCGCGAGGUUGAUGAAGACGCUGACGACGAUGAAAUCGCAGCCGACGGAGGCGAGACAGGCGUAUUUGAGGGGAUUGCAACGAUGUGCGACGUGCGCGGGGAAGUGCGAGGCGAAUGAAAGGAAAAUGGCGGAGCGUCAGGAUAAGGCCGCGGCCGCGGCGGCGGCCGCGGCGGAGGCGAGCGCGGAGAAGAGGCGUCGACGAGAGACGGAGGAGGUUGAGCGACGCGCGGCGAAGGAAUCCAAGUUGGAGGACCAGCUUCGCGCGCUGGAGGAGAAAAAGUUAAAGGUGGAAUCCACGAAGGCGGAAAUCGCGUCGCUGAAGAUUGAUAUCGAGGGUGAACGCGACGCGUUGCGACGAGAGAAGGAAUCCAUCGUUCAACGUCGGCGAGAGCUCGAAGACGAGCGUCGAUUACUCGAGCGCCAAUCGAGCGAAGCUGCGGAGGAGAGAGCGAAAAUGGAGAGCCAACGUAAACUGGCUGAGAUUGAAGGGCAACGGUUGGCGGAAGAGAAGGCUCGAAACGUCGACCGCGCGCGGGAACUCGCGGAGGAGAAGGAGCGCAUCGCCAAGCUCGAGCGAGAGCUCGAGGAAGAUCGCGAACGUCUGGCGUUCAUGCAAAAGCAUCAAAAGAACGACGAGUUGCAAGCGCAACGCGUGCGCGAAGAGGCUUCUCGACGCGCGCAAGCUCGAGCGCAGGAAGCUCAAAAGCGCAAGGGAAAACCCGAGGCGAUGUCCCCCGGGAGCUUCUACGGCAAAAAGAAGGCGAAGAUAGUCAUCGACGACGACGACGACUCUGACGAUUCUAGCGCUGAGAAGGAAAAUGAAAAGGCCACGAACGAGGCUGAGGAUGCGCGCCGAAAGGAACGCAUCGCGAAACUUCGAAAGGCUGAACUCGAGAGGCAGCUCAAAGAAAAGCUUGCGAGGGAAGAGCUCGGUCGCAGACAAGCCGAGGCGCAGCAAAAGAAGGAGGCGGCGCGGCGAGCGCAGAUGGAUUCAAAACUUGAGCGCGAGCGAAAAGCGCGACAAGAAGAAGAGGCUCGUUCGCACCAAAAAUGGAAGUCGCAACAAGCAGAGCAAAUUCGCAAAAAUUCUCGAGCCAACUCGGUGCCAACGGCGACGAAAGCGAUGUGGGAAUCACAUCUGACAUCGCUCGAAAAUCUCAAGUCGCGCGCGGUGGGAUCGCUGUGCGAAACCGACAUUCCUUGGCCACCGGCGCACAACAUCGCUUUCUUCGCCGGUGCUGAUGGCUUGCAUGAGAAGAAGAAAAAAGUGACCAAGGCGACGCUGUCGUGGCACCCCGAUAAGUUUGAGCAAAAGUACGGCAAGUUACUGAAAGAAAGCGAAGCGCAAAAGAUUAGAACGCGCGUCGCCGCACUGUCCUCCCAGUUCAUCGAGCUGAGGCAAGCAUUGAACGCGAUGUAG
Ostreococcus lucimarinus CCE9901 is the source of this 1755-nucleotide messenger RNA. RefSeq lists its product with no specific name. The transcript has a single exon. Lineage: Eukaryota; Viridiplantae; Chlorophyta; Mamiellophyceae; Mamiellales; Bathycoccaceae. The record is from RefSeq and is a predicted model, not a curated record. Bases 1 to 1755 code for a protein of 584 amino acids.